Molecule: messenger RNA, 1689 nt
Organism: Staurois parvus
Lineage: Eukaryota; Metazoa; Chordata; Amphibia; Anura; Ranidae
Source: the annotation of a GenBank genome assembly
GAUAUUUCACAAGUGUCUUUUAGCAGCCCUUCUAGUCAAGAGACAUGGGCCAGCAAAGUGAAACAACCUCCAAAAGCUAGGAUCCCUCCAGCUACCGUCAUGAAACCUGUAUGUUAUUCACCUAGUAUUGCUAUGGAUUCAAUAUCACAGGGCUUUAACAAGAUGUUACCAUCACCUAAUUUGGAUUCUGAAUCAGAGGCUGAGGAAGUGGUUGCAAAGAGAAAGAGAAGGAAAAAGAAGAAAAAUAAACAGAGGCCAAACAAUGAAUGCCCUGAAAAUGUAAAGUCUGAAAAUGAGAACAUUGUUAUACAGGAACCCCCAAAAUUUCAAGAUGAUGAGGAAUUCCCUGACUUGGUGUCUUCUACUGGUGUUGCUGAAAGAGGUUUAAGACCUGAAAAUAGAAGUUAUUCUAGUUACAGCUGGGGACCUCGAGAGGCAUUGGAAUCAUCAAAGACAAAAGGCAGUGGAAGGAAGAGCAAAACUCCUGUACAGCUGGAUUUAGGAGGCAUGCUGGCAGCACUGGAGCAGAAACAACACAUGGAUAAAACCAAACCUUCUACUAAGCCAGUCAUCUUAUCUGUUGGUGGUGGUGUUCCUGUGCUAUCCAGAGAGCCCAACAAUACACCUAAGAACCCUCAGGCAAAGCAAGGCCAAGCUCCUCACAAUCCUCUUGAUUCUAGUGCUCCUCUGGUCAAGAAAGGAAAGCAGCGAGAGGUGCCCAAAGCCAAAAAACCAACUUCCCUGAAAAAGAUUAUUUUGAAAGAAAGAGAACAGAAGAAACAGCAGCAGCCUUCUGUGUCCCAGGAUGAGGGAACAGUAGAGUGCGAGGAUGUGUCUGAACAGUCUUUUGGUUCUUCAAGUUCGGGAGAUCUGGAGAAGGAAAUUGAGCCGAAUGGUGGUUGCUCUGCUUCAACAAAUGAAUAUUCAAAAAAUCUUUAUGAUACCACCAGUAUUGUUCCUGUUCAUCAACCGAGUACCAACCUCCUAAAAAUUCAUAGUAGAAGAUUUAGAGAGUAUUGUAGCCAGGUUCUCAAUAAAGAAGUGGACAGUUGUGUGACAGAUCUCCUUAAGGAACUGGUUCGUUUUCAGGAUCGCUUGUACCUUAAAGAUCCAACCAAAGCAAAGACAAAAAGGCGUCUUGUGAUGGGAUUACGUGAGGUGUUGAAGCAUUUGAAACUGAAGAAAUUAAAAUGCAUAAUUAUUUCUCCCAAUUGUGAAAAGAUCCAGUCUAAAGGUGGGUUGGAUGACACCCUUCAGACAAUUAUUAGCUGUGCCUGCGAACAGAAUAUCCCUUUUGUGUUUGCACUCAAUCGCAAAGCUCUGGGCCGUUGUGUGAACAAAGCUGUCCCUGUUAGUGUGGUCGGGAUAUUCAGCUAUGAUGGAGCCCAGGAUCACUUCCAUAAAUUAUAUGAACUUACAUUGCAAGCUAGACAAGCAUAUCAGGACAUGGUUUGCUCAUUACAAGAGCAGCAGAAUGAAGAUACUGAAGAUGGAGAUAAAAUGGAAAGAGUCUUCGAAUACAGUCAGCAUAAACAUGUGGAGGUGCAUGCACAGUCCACAGCAGAUAAGGCACCAGAGUCAAGCUACAGUAAAGUGUGGAAGAGGAUGCUAGAAAAUGAAUACCCUCCCUACCCCCUUUGCCUUGAGGAAACUAUCUCCAACGACAUGUUUAAUUUCCAUUUAUCGUGA